Messenger RNA from Epinephelus lanceolatus (giant grouper), 3828 nucleotides. RefSeq names its product mutS homolog 3 (E. coli) (gene msh3). Gene Ontology annotation, molecular function: ATP binding; mismatched DNA binding; ATP-dependent DNA damage sensor activity. Gene Ontology annotation, biological process: mitotic recombination; somatic recombination of immunoglobulin gene segments; mismatch repair. Gene Ontology annotation, cellular component: nucleus. The record is from RefSeq and is a predicted model, not a curated record. NCBI's taxonomy places the organism in Eukaryota, Metazoa, Chordata, Actinopteri, Perciformes, Serranidae.
CACAUGCGCCGAGCUAUGUUUUGAAAAGCCGGGCUGCUAAAGCUCCUCACUGCUCUAUGUAGCUUCGCAUGUGCGCAGACUUCUACACGUUUAUUUCACGAUGCAUGGCACAUAAAGACACAUUCAAACAUGCCAAAGUCUGUGAAGAAGUCCUGCACCACCCAGACCUCCAUCAGCAGGUACUUCGGAGGGCUGAGCAGCAGCAGCAGCAGCAGCAGUGCCUCCAACACUCAGUGUGGGAUUAACCAAAACCCUGCUGUGCACCAGCUUUCAAGAGGCAAGAAGAAACUUUCUCCUGAUGAUGAUUUUGGUUUGUCACCAAAACGAGCCAGGCUUCCUGUGCAAGACCAACAGGUGGAGGAUUUGGACUGUGAGCUGGCACCCUGCCAGGACACUAAAGAGACGACGCAAACCUCUAGGCGAGGAGCAGCCGCCCUCUGCGCCUCCACCUUGGAGAGGCUGAAAGGCUUCACCUGCUCAGCUGAGCCCAGUAUCGGGCACAGCGACGCUCAGAGGGGAGAAAAGAGGACAGAGGGGGCUGACAGUAAAAUCAGUGAAAGAGGAAGCAGCGGUGUGUCUCCUUGGGACGUUAAAGAUCAAAACAGCGACAACAAAGGACUUCAGCCGACAGAGGAGGAGCGUGAGGACGAAGAGGAGGAGGCUGAAGAAAAGGAGAGCUCAGUUCUGGCUGCUACAAAACAGGGGUUCCGCUUUUCUCAGUUUGCCAAGCCAGGAGGAGGAAGGAGUGCAGAGCAGAGUCCCCCAUCAGAGUCUAGCGCCCCCUCCAGACGCUCAAAGAGUGUGUACACUCCCCUGGAGCUGCAGGUCAUCCAGCUGAAACAGCAGCAUAAGGAUGCGUUGCUGGCUGUGGAGUGUGGAUACAAGUACAGGUUCUUUGGGGAGGAUGCAGAGAUUGCUGCAAAGGAGCUGAAUAUCGUCUGUCACCUGGAUCACAACUUCAUGACGUGCAGCAUCCCCACACACCGUUUGUUUGUUCAUGUCAGACGGUUGGUGUCCCACGGACACAAGGUUGGUGUGGUUAAGCAGACGGAGACGUCGGCGAUCAAGGCCUCAGGGUCCAAUAGGAACGCUCUGUUCGCUCGUCAGCUGAGUGCUCUGUACACCAAGUCCACUCUGGUGGGAGAGGAUGUGAACCCUGUCUGCAAACUUGGGGAUGUAGAGGAGGGAGGCUGUGGUGACGUGGUGUUGGACCCGCCUGACAGCUUCCUGCUGUGCAUCAGUGAGACCUGGGACAAACUGAAGAAGCAGCUCACUGUGGGGCUGGUGGCAGUUCAACCCAGCACAGGCGACGUGUUACUGGACUGUUUCCCUGAUGGUCAGUAUCGCUCUGAGCUGGAGGGUCGUGUCCUAAAGAUCAACCCUGUGGAGAUCCUGGUGCCCUCUGACCUCUCCGAACAAACCAGCAGGCUCCUGCAGAGCAUCGCCAAUGCAAGCGCUCAGGCUGAUGACCGGGUGAGAGUUGAGAAGAGGGACAGCGCUCAGUUUGAGUUCGCCUCUGCAAUGAACACAGCCACUGAAUUCUACUGCCACACCCAGGAGAAAGGCUCUCGCUCUCUGUCAAGUGUUGCAUCCCUGGAGAGCCCAGUGAUCUGCUGUCUGGGGCCGCUCAUCCUCUACCUCCAAGAAUUCAACCUAGAAAGAGUUCUCAGGAGUGAAAGCUCAUUCCGGCGUCUGUCCUGUGAGUCGCAGAAUAUGGCCCUCAGUGCCGCCACCCUCAGGAACCUCGAGAUCCUCAACAAUCAGACAGAUGGUGGUGUGAAGGGCAGUCUGUUGUGGGUGUUGGACCAUACUCGCACUCCGUUUGGGAGGAGACUGAUGAGGAAGUGGGUGAGCCAGCCCCUCACAGACUCUCAGUCUAUCUCAGAGAGGCAGGAUGCUGUGCAGGAGAUCCUGGAGUCACACUCUCCCACUUUAAAUUCCAUCAAAUCCCUGCUGUCGCAUUUGCCCGACCUGGAGAGAGGCAUCUGCAGCAUAUACCACAAAAAGUCUUCCACGCAGGAGUUUUACCUCAUUAGCAGCAGUCUCUCUCGCCUGGGGCUUGAACUGCAGGCCUUGCUGCCAGCUAUCCAGUCACAGAUCAGCUCUGCGUUGCUCCGAAGCCUCUUGUUGGACACUCCUGACCUGCUGGCUCCGGCCCACAGCCACCUCAAGGUGCUCAAUGAAAAGGCCGCCAAGUCUGGAAAUAAGACAGAGCUGUUCUCAGAUCUGUCUGGCUUCCCAGUGCUGCAGGAAAGGAGGGAGCAGAUCCAGUCCGUCCUCAACGAGAUUCAAGACCACCGCAAAGAAGUCCGACUGACGCUGAAGGCACCUGCGCUGGACUACACCACCGUCUCUGGACAGGAGUUUCUGAUUGAGGUGAAGAACUCGCUGUCGUCCACUGUUCCACCUGACUGGGUCAAAAUCAGCAGCACCAAGGCAGUCAGCAGGUAUCACUCUCCGUUCCUGGUGGAGCGCUACAAGAAGCUGCUGCAGCUCCGAGAGCAGCUGCUGCUGGACUGCCAGAGAGAGUGGACCAAUUUCCUCGACCAGUUUGGGGAGCACUAUCACACCAUGAAAAGGGCUAUUAGUCACCUAGCAACCAUGGACUGUCUCUUUUCAUUGGCUGAGGUGGCUAAACAAGGGGACUAUUGCAGGCCAGAGGUGUGUGAAGGGCAGUGUCAGAUUGUCAUCAGAGACGGCAGACAUCCUGCCAUCGACUUACUGAUGGGAGAGCACAACCAGUAUGUGCCCAACCACACCGAACUACAGGGUGAUGGCAGGAGAACUAUGAUAAUCACUGGCCCUAACAUGGGGGGUAAGAGCUCCUAUAUCCGCCAGGUGGCCCUGAUCUGUGUUAUGGCUCAGAUGGGCUCUUACGUCCCGGCCUCUGAGGCCCGCUUGGGCAUACUGGACGGCAUUUACACCAGGAUGGGAGCUUCGGACAACAUCUACAAAGGGCGCAGCACGUUCAUGGAAGAGCUGACCGAAGCCUCGGAGAUCAUUUCCCGUGCAACCGAAUGUUCAUUGGUCAUCCUUGAUGAACUGGGACGGGGCACAAGCACCCAUGAUGGGAUUGCCAUCGCCUAUGCUACCCUGGAGUACUUCAUCAGAGAUGUGAAAUCCCUCACCCUGUUUGUGACCCAUUACCCUCCUCUGUGUGAGCUGGAGCGGGUCUAUCCUCAACAUGUGUCUAACUACCACAUGGCUUUCCUACUCAAUGAACCUGACAUCGACACUGACACUGACGAUGGAGAGGUUCAGCCAGAGUUCAUCACUUUCCUCUACCAGUUAACUCAAGGAGCUGCAGGGCGGAGCUAUGGCCUGAAUGUUGCCCGAUUGGCUGACAUCCCAGAUCCUAUACUACACUCUGCUGCACGCAAAGCCCAAGAGCUUGAGAGCAUGGUCAACGCCAGGAGGAAGAAUAAGAAAAUUCUCUCAGAUCUUUUGAGCAUUUCGGACAGAUCGUCCUUCAUGGAGUGGCUGCAGUCAAGCUCUUGACGGCGCUACAGCGGUAGUCAGUACCAACAGAUCACUAAUGAAGAAGAGAGAAUGCUCAAAGAAGCAUAUACAAGGAAGUACAGAAGUAAAAACUUGUUUGAAAAAUGACUCAGCACUGAUGGAGUAGUGGUUGCUGCUGCUAUCUUUGCUAGUUUGUGUGCAUGAAAAGGAUUUUAACCCUCUCAGGUUCUGGUUAGCACCACCAUCUGUACUGUAACCUAAUCAUCAUACCAUCAAUUAAUACCCACCAGAUCAAGAUUUUACCUACGAGACUACAUGUCACAUUCAUGUGUUUGGUGAUCGUGAUUAAAUAAAGAAAGAAAAGACAAA